AUGUCAAUGUUUCGACUCGACAGUCAAGUACGGCGCACCCAGCAAGACGAACAUCGAGCGCAAGAACUCAUGAAUGCACAAAAUCCUCAUUCGAAUAGUGACUUCACGUACAAGGAGGCCACCGCCGUCCUUGAACUUAUCGCCGAAGGAACCAUCGCAAAUGUGACGCCAGGACUAGUUGAAGUCCUGCUCGAAGACUUCGAUGCAGACGUCAAUCUCAAGAGAAGGAAGAGCAACAGCUUGUGGAAACGCAUGUCUGACAAGGACCAAGAAGAUAUUCGGAGCAAGCUCUUGGAAAAAGCAGCACAAAAUUGCUCAAGCGAGAUCUUGUUGUUGUUGGCACAAUAUGCCGACGAAGUAGCCGUGAAUCAGGCACUUCCACACGCCAUUGCGCAGAACAAUCUAAAUAAAGUCAGCAUUCUUCUCGCCAGAGGCGGCGACGCGACAUCCCUAUGCUCGCAGUUUGCUCAAGUCCUCGAGUCAGGAUCAGAUGAAAUAAUCACCAAGUUGAUGAACCGUAACAAAGGUGCUUGUCAAGCAUGCCGUGACAAGGGGCUCGUUCGGGCGGCAGAAUUGGGUUUCACGACCAAGGCCAGAAUACUGCUGGAAAAUGGCGCCAAUAUCAUGUUUGGCAAUGCUGCUGCACUCUCGGCCGCCGUCCGCCGCGGUUGCGAUGAUAUCGCCUCACCAAUCGCGCUCCGUGGAGUGUCAAGCAUACCCAAGGAAGUCCUGGACGGGGUUCUUGGCGAUGCCUACCAGAAGGGAAUGUUGCGAACGGUGGUGUCAUGCCUCCAAGCAGGGGCAAAAGGCUCAAGGACAGAUGCAACAUUGACAGAAGCGGUUCGACAUGGCCAGUUUGAACUGGUUAGCAACCUUGUUCAGCACGGGGCUGCCGUCAACCACUCAUCAGGUUCUGCUGUCGUUUGUGCAGUAGAAAGUGGUCGGCCAGAGAUGCUUCGCACUAUUCUGGCUGGCAAACCGAGCCUGGAAAGCAUGGCCGCUGCAAUGAUGCAGUCUGCUAAGCUGGGAAAUAUCCAGUCUUGUCAACAAAUGAUUGGCCUACUCCUGGCUGCAGGCUUCCGCGGCGAAGCAACCAGCCUUGUUCUGAUUCAAGUCAUGGAUAAAAAGCAGAUUAAAGGCGAAGAGCGCAUUCGUCUUGGGCUAGUUCACCUACUUCUCACCAAAGGUAACGCUGAUGUCAAUCUGCGUGCUGGAUGUGCAUUGGGCAUCGCGGCUGCUGAAGGGUGGAUGGGCAUCCUUGACGAGCUCCUCCAAUCUCGACCUUCUUUCGAGUCUCGAGUUUCUGUCCUUCGAUCUGCAAUGAAGCUACAGCCCGCUGCACGAAAGCGGGUCGUUGGAAAGAUAUUUGAAGGUGUGCGAACGGAUCAGAAACUCAGAAAUCAGGUCAAGGACGCCGCAGUGACAUUGGCGGCCAAGUCACUCCACCUGGACGUGCUCACGGAGCUGACGCAAUAUGGACUCGAUGAAGUAACUGUCCAAGCCGGGUUUGAUGCUGUUGUAUCCACUGGGACAGCAUGGAUGAGUGCUGCUGGACUUCAAGUUGUGCAGUUUUUCCUAAACAAGGGUGCCUCGGGACAGUCUGUUGAGCAUGCCUUUUACGAAGCCGCGACUGUAGCAGAGAUGGAUGCCUUUGAUCUUUUGUCCACGUCGAUUACAUCGAUAUCGGUUCUAAACACUGCCUUGACAGGGGUGGCACGGCAGUCGAAGAAGUGGCUGUCUUUAGACGACCGCACCAUUUGGCUUGUCGAUUCCCUACUCGCGUGGGGAGCGCACGGUGAUUGUGUCAAUCUGGCAUUCCUUGCAGCUCUGAGAGCGUACACGACUGGCGGCGCGUCAACAACUGUACUUGACCUGCUGCUCAAGGUCGGAAAAGCUGAUGUCAAUUUCCAACAUGGCGAGGCUCUGAAGAUUGCGGUCCGGAGCGGAGAUGUGCCCUUGGUGACGCAUCUUGCGUCCAACGGGGCAUCCCAAGAGACCAUGACCCACGCGUUCUGGGAGACGAUAAGCUCGCCGCUGGAGGAGGAUACUGCGCUGAAGCUCAUCAAUGCCCUAGUCUCGGGCAAGGAUCGCGUCAGUAAGCCUACUCUGAGUGUAGUGCUGCCGGACCGUUGGCCUCAUGUCUUUGAAUGUCUAACGGCCCAUCCCAACUCUGCAAAGCUCGUCAAGCGUCUUGCUGAGUUGGGUUGUGACAUGGAUGCAGAAAUUGUCACUCAGUUGUACGACGACGUGAAAGAGCGAGCCAAUGCACUAAGCUGGGCACUGCGCCCGUGUCGCGGGGUGCCAAUCAUCUCCACUGAAGCAAUCGGGGCACUAAUAGACCUAAAAGUCAACGUGUGUUUCACUGCACCAUUUUCAAAGGCGACUCCCGUCAUCCUAGCUGCCAAACAUUGCCGAGGAGAGGUUGUCAAGAAGCUGAUCAAAGCUGGUGCCGAUCCUUCGUUGCGCGACCGUGAUAACAGGGCAGCCAUUUUCCAUGCUUCCAGUGCCGGAGACUUGGAAAGCGUCAAGGUCCUACUCAAGUCCAAAUACCGGCCGAACGAUGGAAGUCUACACGAAGCGGCCAGGAACCUGCAUAGCGACGUGGUCGCAGCGCUUAUCAAGGGCGAGUACGAUGUCAACUUUCCCAGCAGUAGACUAGAGCACGAAGGGCGCACUCCAUUACAGGAGCUGGCGUAUCGCUGCAGAGGCGUCGACAGAAUCCAGGACACUGAAGAGACCAUCAUGGCACUGAAGAAGGGCAAGGCUGAUGCGCUAAAGAAGUGGCAUGGCAAGACUUGUUUAUUCCUGGCCCUCGACAAUGAGUAUCCUCUAGAGGUAACCCGAGCGUUGCUGGACAUGAUCAUGUGGGACUACAUGGACAGCCUUGAUAAUGUGCUCGCUACCACCGACGCGCACACGGGCGUCACAUUCUUCAGAUCUGCCACCAAGUAUCUGACCGACUACAAAGAAAACUCGAAACAAACCUUUCAAUUGCUGCAACUCCUCCAGACCAAGGGCUGUGUUGACCGCUACUAUGCGCAAUUCGGAGCAAUGCAGCCGCCAAAUGCCGUUGGCUUUCCGGAAGACAUUGCCAAGGAAGAAAAACGUUACCGCGCAGAGGUCGAAAAGACCCGGAAGAGCGAGGCAGAGCAUCAGGAGAAGCUGCGUCGCAUCCAAGAGGAGUCGCACCUGAAGCUCACCAUUGACGAGUCCAAGCACGAAGCCUGGAAGAACCACGAGUAUCAAAAGGCCAUUCACAAGGUCGGGUCAUCGGCGAUUGUGCACGAGAACGAGCUGCACCAGAAGGCGCAACUCACCGAGCAGCAGCGGUUGGCCACGGCGCAGAAGCAUGCCCUCAUGGAGCAGGACCGCCAUAAUCUGGAGAUUCACAAGCAGCGGACCGCCGCCAUUAGCCAGAUGAAGAUUGCCGGUGAGCAACAGAUCAAGCUCAACUACGCACAGCGCACUGCCGACCAAAAGAUGGAAGCCCAAAAGAAUCAACUCUACUAUGCUAAGAAGGCAGAUACGCAAAGGAUUGCGGCCCAAAAUGCCCAGAACAAUCUCAAGAAGCAGGCCAACCAGCAACAGAUUGCGACCCAACAUGCACAGAACAAUCUCAAGAAGCAGGCCAACAAGGAACAGAUUGCGAUGAAGAAGAAGUUGCAGGCGAUGAAACAUUGA
This is a messenger RNA of Pestalotiopsis fici W106-1, 3681 nucleotides long. RefSeq lists its product as uncharacterized. Bases 1 to 3681 code for a protein of 1226 amino acids. The transcript has 2 exons. Gene Ontology annotation, molecular function: protein binding. The record is from RefSeq and is a predicted model, not a curated record. Gene Ontology annotation, cellular component: nucleus; cytoplasm. NCBI's taxonomy places the organism in Eukaryota, Fungi, Ascomycota, Sordariomycetes, Amphisphaeriales, Sporocadaceae.